Sipha flava (yellow sugarcane aphid) is the source of this 784-nucleotide messenger RNA. It is a transcript of the gene wupA, whose product is annotated as troponin I. Gene Ontology annotation, biological process: muscle contraction. The record is from RefSeq and is a predicted model, not a curated record. Bases 161 to 769 code for a protein of 202 amino acids. Lineage: Eukaryota; Metazoa; Arthropoda; Insecta; Hemiptera; Aphididae. The transcript has 5 exons. Gene Ontology annotation, cellular component: troponin complex.
GCCGUGUUGUGUGUCAAGUGUAACGCAAGUGUCUUCCUAUGCGAAACAGUGACGAGUCCUGUUCAAUCCGGUGAAGUCCUGCGAAGUCAACUGCCGUCCUCGACUUCAGAUCGUUUCAGUUCACCCGAAAAGCAUACACACGACAAACGCCGCGACAACCAUGGCCGACGACGAAGCUAAGAAGGCGAAACAGGCGGAGAUCGACCGCAAGAGGGCCGAGGUGCGCAAGCGUAUGGAAGAGGCUUCCAAGGCCAAGAAGGCCAAGAAGGGUUUCAUGACGCCGGACAGGAAGAAGAAACUCCGUCUGCUUUUGAGAAAAAAGGCGGCCGAGGAGCUGAAGAAGGAACAGGAGCGCAAAGCGGCCGAGAGGAGGCGGAUCAUCGAAGAACGGUGCGGACAACCGAAGAACAUCGAUGACGCCGGCGAAGAGGAGCUUACGGAAAUCUGCGAAGAACUAUGGAAACGGAUAUGGCAUAUUGAGGGCGUAAAGUUUGACUUGGAAAGAGAUAUCAGGAUGAAAGUUUUUGAGGUAACAUUUACAUCACACCUACCUAUGUUGCUACCCACCGCAGCACGUAGCGGUCUGUUGCAUCGUUUAAACAUUUCCAUCACGAACUGCUGUAAAAAUAAAAAAUUAACUGAAGAGUACCGGAUAAUACUAUCGGGUUUUGUUUUGAAGAAAAAAACUUUUCGUCAUUUUCCAAUUAUAUUUUUCAUUGACAAAUGCACAUACCUAUAUAAUAAAAUAUACACUUUUUCACUCUAUUAAAACUUUUCGUUCAAA